GGAACGAGAGUUCACGAGUCGCGAUUUAAACUGAUCAUCAAGUCCGUUUACUGGGUCAUUUCGAGCCUUAUCUUCCACUCUAGAAGCUGUGGUGUAUCCCGCUGCACCUGUUUUCAUCCUGUUUGCCUACCGUCCGUUCGCCAAGCCACUCCUUACCUCCACGUCAACAUUGCUCAUUUCCUAAGCAAAGUGUUUCUGUGGCCUCAGUGGAUCCUGUCAGAGUUUGACAAGCUGGUGAGUGUCUGCUGCUUUGGGUCCCAAAAAUGGUUGUGUCUUAGGUGUGGCUGCCGUCCCUCCCUAAUGCCAGUUUCUCCAGGCUAUGCACUUCUUAACCAUAAUGAGUCUAUGAACUCUCUGCGCAUCUCUGUUGGAGGGCUCCCGAUGCUGGCUUCCAUGACCAACACCACAGACCCCCGCUUCCGCAUCAAAUGGAGAGCCAUUGUGGUGGUAGCAUCAGCGCUAACCCUCGUCCUCCUCAUCUACAUGCAGCUUUUGCCCUUUCACCCCCAUCCUAGAUAUGGCUCAAAGUUAAACCAUCAUGAGGUGAGAGCAGAGGAUCGCUACAAUGACACGUACCCCCUCAGUCCACCAGAGCGCACAGCCCAGGGCACGCGCUACCGGAUAGGGGUCAUUGCCGACCUGGACACAAACUCGCUCAGUGACAAGAAGCUGACCUGGUUUAGCUACAUGCUAAAGGGUCACCUCCUGGUGUCGGAGAGUGGAGAUACGGUGGCUGUCGAAUGGGAUCAGGAAAGGGUGGUCUUGGAAAGCCACCUGGCAGAGAAGGGUCGGGGCAUGGAGCUCUCCGAAUUAGUGGUGUUUAAUGGCAAACUGUACAGCGUGGAUGAUCGUACGGGUGUAGUAUAUAACAUUGAAGGACUUAAGGCGGUGCCCUGGGUUAUACUUCCAGAUGGGGAUGGCUAUGUUUCAAAAGGGUUUAAGGCAGAGUGGCUUGCAGUAAAGGACGAGCAUCUGUAUGUGGGAGGUUUGGGGAAGGAGUGGACCACCACCGAUGGAGAAGUGCUGAAUGAAAAUCCCGAGUGGGUCAAAGUGGUGGGAAUCCACGGAGAUGUACAGCACCACAACUGGGUUCCUAAGUACAACUCUCUCCGCAGAGCUGCUGGCAUCAGUCCGCCCGGGUACCUCAUACACGAGUCUGCAGCCUGGAGCGACACAUUGCAGCGCUGGUUCUUCUUGCCGAGGCGUGCCAGCAGCGAGCGCUACGACGAGACGGCAGAUGAGCGUCGCGGCACCAACCUAAUGCUCAGCUGCUCCCCAGACUUCCAGGACAUUAAAGUGAGAAACGUUGGCCCCCUGAACCCUACACACGGCUUUUCGUCCUUCAAGUUUGUCCCCAACACAGACGACCAGAUUAUUGUUGCCUUGAAGUCUGAGGAGGAUGCUGGGAAAAUUGCCUCUUACAUUGUGGCAUUCACCUUGGAUGGCCGAAUCUUGCUUCCUGAAACUAAGAUUGGAGAUGUGAAGUAUGAAGGACUCGAAUUCAUUUAGUGUGAAAGGGAUUAUCUGGAAGUAAAUACGUGCCAAGUACUGGUAAAUACCUUUUGUCUAGAUGAUGGACAUCUAGAUUGGUUGAAAUAGUUCAGUGGCGUUCGAAUAAUGCCAACUAACUAUUGGCAGACAUUAAAAUGUGGUUGUGGUUAUAGAGGAGACUGAAGAAAUUAGGACAUGUUGACUCUUUAAUUGUUUUGAGAGACCUUUCUGAGCCUUCAUCAAGAGUUUUUUCUUUCUUUGGGGUUUUUUUCACUACCAUUUUCAGCAACGACCUAUAGUGGUUUCACGCCAGUACUGUACUUACAGUGUAAUGAAUGUAACUGAAUGACGUGAUAGACUAUAGUGUAUGUAUAAAACAGUUUACUCCACACACAUUAUUGGUGGUAGCCAUGUGGUAUUGUGAAUGGGUUUUUUUUAAUGGUGCACUGUUUUUUUUUUUUUACUUUAUUGAUCAAUAUGUUAAUAAUUUCAGCUACUUUAAAAAACAAACUAAUCCAUCACAAUUUAAUUAUGAAUGUUCUUUUUCAUUAAUACGCCACAGCUAUUUA
Messenger RNA from Pimephales promelas (fathead minnow), 2060 nucleotides. It is a transcript of the gene cant1a, whose product is annotated as calcium activated nucleotidase 1a. Lineage: Eukaryota; Metazoa; Chordata; Actinopteri; Cypriniformes; Leuciscidae. Gene Ontology annotation, molecular function: calcium ion binding; UDP phosphatase activity; GDP phosphatase activity. The record is from RefSeq and is a predicted model, not a curated record. Gene Ontology annotation, biological process: proteoglycan biosynthetic process.